AUGGGCAAAAAAGAUAAGAAGAAGGGCAAGGGAGCGGAGAAAGCGCAGGCCAAGGCGCUCAAGAAAGCUUCCAAGAAAGAAGAAGGCCUCGACGAGUUGGAAGCGCUGAUCAAGUCUUACCAAGAACAAGACGCGAAAGAAAACACCGUCGCCGAAACUGCCAUGGAACAGGCACCCUCACAAAGGUCUCACUGCACAUUUGUGGCACAUUGCGAGAAAGAUUUAUUGUACAGAAAUGUUCAAUGA
This is a messenger RNA of Oikopleura dioica, 246 nucleotides long. Lineage: Eukaryota; Metazoa; Chordata; Appendicularia; Copelata; Oikopleuridae. The record is from the annotation of a GenBank genome assembly.